CAAAAUAUAAACUUUUUCGUGUUUGCGGUUGUCAACAGGGUUAACGUGGAAAUUUUAUUUUUAACAUUUAAAUUUAAAUAUUUGCAAAAUGUCAGAUGGUGAAGAUGAUUUUAUGUGCGAAGAGGAGGAAGAUUAUGGUCUUGAAUACUCUGAAGAUUCAAAUUCAGAACCUGAUGUUGAUUUAGAAAAUCAAUAUUAUAAUAGUAAAGCCUUAAAAGAAGAUGAUCCAAAGGCAGCUUUACAAAGUUUUCAAAAAGUUUUGGAUUUAGAGGGAGGAGAGAAGGGUGAAUGGGGUUUCAAAGCUUUGAAGCAAAUGAUAAAGAUUAAUUUUAAAUUGGGUAAUUAUAAAGAAAUGAUGGCACGAUAUAAACAAUUAUUAACUUAUAUUAAAAGUGCAGUUACCAGAAAUCAUUCAGAAAAAUCUAUAAAUUCUAUAUUAGAUUAUAUUAGUACCUCAAAAAAUAUGGAAUUAUUACAAGAUUUUUAUGAAACUACUUUAGAUGCAUUAAAAGAUGCUAAAAAUGAUAGGUUAUGGUUUAAAACUAAUACAAAGUUAGGAAAGUUAUAUUUUGAUCGAUCAGAUUUUAAUAAAUUAGCAAAAAUAUUAAAACAACUUCAUCAAAGUUGUCAGACUGAUGACGGGGAAGAUGAUUUAAAAAAAGGAACACAACUUUUAGAAAUUUAUGCAUUAGAAAUACAAAUGUAUACAGCACAAAAAAACAAUAAAAAAUUGAAGACUUUAUAUGAACAGAGUUUACAUAUUAAAAGUGCUAUACCACAUCCAUUAAUAAUGGGAGUUAUUAGAGAAUGUGGAGGAAAAAUGCAUUUAAGAGAAGGUGAAUUUGAAAGAGCUCAUACUGAUUUUUUUGAAGCUUUUAAAAAUUAUGAUGAAUCUGGAUCACCAAGACGUACUACAUGUUUAAAAUAUUUAGUUUUAGCAAACAUGCUCAUGAAAUCUGGUAUUAAUCCAUUUGACUCCCAGGAAGCAAAACCAUAUAAAAAUGAUCCUGAGAUUUUGGCAAUGACAAAUUUAGUAGUUAGUUAUCAAAAUAAUGAUAUUAAUCAAUUUGAAUUAAUUUUAAAACAAAACAGAAAUAACAUAAUGGAUGAUCCUUUUAUAAGAGAGCAUAUCGAAGAUUUAUUACGUAAUAUACGCACACAGGUUUUAAUCAAAUUAAUUAAACCAUACACUAGAAUUUAUAUUCCUUUUAUAAGUAAAGAGUUAAAUAUUGAUGUAUCAGAGGUUGAAAGUCUUUUAGUAUCUUGUAUUUUGGAUAGUACAAUUCGUGGUCGAAUUGACCAGGUGAACCAAGUACUUGAAUUGGAUAAAAAAUCAGUAUGUGCAGCGCGCUAUAAUGCUCUUGAUAAGUGGACAGGUCAGUUACAUUCUUUGCAUUUAACUAUAGUAAAUAAAAUGUCGUAGAGAAUAUGAUGCGCGUGAAUCUAAAAUAACAUUGAUUUUAAAACAUUACAUUGUAUAGUAUAUCAUAAAUACCUAUCUCCAAUUAUUUGAAAAAUAAAUUUAUUGUGAUAUAAUAAAAUUAAAA
This is a messenger RNA of Apis cerana (Asiatic honeybee), 1547 nucleotides long. RefSeq names its product COP9 signalosome complex subunit 2 alien (gene alien). NCBI's taxonomy places the organism in Eukaryota, Metazoa, Arthropoda, Insecta, Hymenoptera, Apidae. The record is from RefSeq and is a predicted model, not a curated record.